This is a messenger RNA of Rhincodon typus (whale shark), 1514 nucleotides long. RefSeq names its product complement C1q tumor necrosis factor-related protein 3-like. The record is from RefSeq and is a predicted model, not a curated record. Lineage: Eukaryota; Metazoa; Chordata; Chondrichthyes; Orectolobiformes; Rhincodontidae. Gene Ontology annotation, molecular function: protein binding. The coding region runs from base 101 to 700 and encodes 199 amino acids. The transcript is spliced from 4 exons.
CCCAGUGAUAUAAACAACAGUUCAGAGACAACACCCUGCACCCAGAGAGACACUGACAGAGAGUAACUCAGACCCAGGAUCGAGGACCCGUGAAAGAAAAAUGACCAACAUUGGGAAAGUGAUCUGGUUGUUUUCAGCUUUCUGUCACUUCAGCCGUUGCUCCAUUACCUCUCAGGACUGUACCUGGGCAUCUGAGUUGACCUUUCAGGAUGUAAAAGACGCCAUUGAUAAAUUGAAACAGCUGGACAUCUUGAACGAUAGAAUUGCAAAUUUGGACGAGCAGGUCACUACUCUGCAGAAACAUGUGCCAAGCAUCAUUUUCCACGCCAAGGUGUCCGAUGGCUUGAACCCAGCUGGACAAGGACGCAUAGUCUACGACACGAUUAUUGUGAACAAAGGUUCUGCCUAUAACCAUUUAACUGGGAUCUUCACUGCUCCUGUGGCUGGGAUCUACUACUUCACCUACUCACUGCUCGGGAUGACAGACUCAGGCAACACCGAGGUGCGCCUGAUGAAAAAUAAUGAUGACCUGAGUUACAUCCAUAGUAUCCUGACACCAAAUCAAGCCCAGACAGCAUCCACGCCAGCAAUACUGACCCUCAACAGGCACGACCAAAUCUGGGUCAAUCUCAUUCAGGGACGAACAUGGAGUGGACGAGGAGCCUUGAAUUUCCAGGGCGUUCUCCUGGAGGCCCAGUAGGAAUAAGUUUACGGGGAUUUGGCCAAAAUCAAUAACGCAUUCCCAACAUACCACUCCCCCUCACUCCCUACACCCUUCAAUAUCUCACCCGGUCCAAUCCCACUCUACCCCCUCAUCCCCCACACAUUUCAAUAUUCCACCCGGUCCAAUCCCACUCUUUCCCCCUCACUUCCCGCACUUUUCAAUCUCCCAUCCGGUCCAAUCCUACUCUUUCCCCCUCACUUCCCGCACUUUUCAAUCUCUCACCCGGUCCAAUCCCACUCUUUCCCCCUCACUUCCCACACUUUUCAAUAGUGGGUUUCCUCCAGGUGGUCCAGUUUCCUCCCACUGUCCAAAGAUGUGCAAGCGAGGUGGAUUGGCCAUGCUAAAUUGCCCAUAGUGUUCAGGGAUGUGUAGAAUAGGUGGACGAGAGGGGGAUGGGUCUGGUGAGAUGCUGUGAGAGUCAGUGUGGACUUGUUGGGCCAAAGGGCCUGUUUCCACACUGUAGGGAGUCUAACUCAUAUCUAAGUCAUAUCCCACCUGGUCCAAUCCCAGAGUCUCCCUCACUCCCCGCACGUGACCACUUUGGGUCCAUAUUUACAUUGUAAUCAUUGUAAUAACUAACAAGGCCAAGGAAGUCACUUUGACGUUAACAUAUGCCCAAUGCAGCCAUUUUGCAUGUGGCACAUAUAUUAAUCCAGUCACUGCAUGCAGAUAGUAAUCAGACAGAACAGCUUUUUGUGUUUAGUUGGGUUACAGUUAAUGAAUGAAUAAUCAUUAUUAGUAAGCCUGGAUUUUCGUUUGGAACUGUUUAAAUAAAGCUUGUGAAAUUGUU